AUGGCACAAUCACCCACAAUCGCUAUUCCAAAGAAAUCGACAGACGAGGUCGACUGGACAGGGCCAAUCCGGGCGAUUAUCAAGUCAUCGUAUGGCGAGAAUCCUGACAACUAUGCUGCAGAAUGUGCAGCUCUUCAGAGGUGCAGACAGGACGCCGUGCGAGGUGCUGGUAGCGAUCUAACGGCGGCGUCGCUCUUGACCAAGUAUUUUGGUCAGCUAGAACUCCUCGAGCUACGCUUUUCAGAGAUUCGCGUCUCAUUCCCAUGGCGAGACGCGUUCACGUCCAAGCUCACGACGCAGACGUCCAUGGCAUUCGAGAAGGCGUCUAUAAUUUAUCAAAUUGCUGCGACGCACUCUUCUAUCGCAAAUUCGCAGAACAGAUCGGACCCAGAGGGCCUCAAGCGGGCGUACUACUACUUCCGAACGUGCGCCGGGAUGCUGACGUACAUCAAUGACAACUUUCUACAUGCACCAUCAACAGAUCUCAGUCGAGAGGUCAUCAAGUUUCUUGUUGGCAUCACAAUGGCCCAGGCAAAUGAGACCUUUUACGAGACGUGCAUCGACCAGCGCAAGUCCCCCACCCUCGUAUCAAAAGUGGCAGCACACACAGCAUUUUUGUAUACGAGUCUCUGUGAAGAGGUGAAAGAGUUCUUUGGGAAGGGCAUUUUUGACCGUAAUUGGGUCACGUUGCUGCAGAUCAAAUCCAAAUACUUCACUUCCCUUAUGCAUUAUCAUCGGGCACUCGCAGACUCGGCUGCGGGAAAGCACGGCGAGGCACUCGCCAGGUUCAUCGUCGCAGAGAACAACGCCAAAGAAGCGCACAAGCUCGCAUCAUCUUUCGCGCCCUACUUUGUUACGACGCUCUCGACGACAUUGCCGGCCGACACAGGAACUGCCAUCCUUGAAAUCACCAAGGCGCACUUGGCCCUCUGCACGGAGAAACAUACUCAAGGCCAAAAGGACAACGACCUCAUCUACAACGCCAUUGUCCCUGCGGAGGCUACGCUACCCGCCAUUGACAAGAUAUCCGCGGUGACCCCUGUACCGAUUCAAGAAGUGUACGGCACGCCCGAGGUGCAAAAGACGAUUGGGCCAGACUUGUUCGCAAAGCUCAUCCCUUUGAGCGUCCACGAGGGUGCGAGUGUAUACUCGGAAGAAAAGGCCAAGAUUGUGCGCGCAGAGGUAGAAAAGGCAGAUGUGGCAGAAAGCGAGAUCAAGGCAGGACUCGAGUCGCUUGGUGUCAAGGCUGGGUUGCCCAGAUAUAAGGAGAUUGCAGAAGGCGAGGUGGAUGAUUCGGUACCGCCCACUGUGCUGUCCUGGCAUGAUGAAGUCAAGCGACGGGAAUCAACGGAUGCGGUGGAAAAGCAUCUGCAAGAGUUGGACACUCUCAAGAACAACGUGACGAGGGAUCUGAACGCCAUUGAUGAGAUGCUUGGAACAGAGAGCCGGGAGUGUGAGAUGAUGAGGGUGAAAUUUGGGCACAAAUGGACGCAGGAGCCUUCAAGUGGACCCGCGAAAGACAUUCGAAAGGACCUCAAGGACCAUAAAGCGACUCUUGAAGCUGCAGCACCCUCCGAUCAACAGGUCUACAGCUUAUGGAGUUCCAUUCGGAGUGACAUUACUCUCCUCGUCUCGAGAUCACAGCUCGAGGGAAUGUUUGCGAGCGCAGUCAGUGGGAGUGCCGCCGAUCUGCUUGAUGUUGGGGAAGCAGACACAGAUGAUGCCGAGAGGGAGAAGAUGCGCAAACUCGUGCGAGAGAUUGAAGAACGAUUGGGCAAGAUUAACAAGAUUGCCCGUGAGCGGAAUGAGGUGCUCAAAGACCUGAAAGAGAAGGUUCAAAAUGACGACGUAUCUCAUUUACUGCUUCUCAAUAGGCGAACAUCGGGUAUCGAACCGACACUCUUUGCAAACGAGUUGGAAAAAUUUAGACCCUAUCAGUCGAGGCUCGCGUCUACGACGCAUGCCCAACAAGCCACCCUGCAGGAGAUUGCGCAAUUGUGGAAGAACCUCAAAGACAAGGGCGGAAAGGGAAAAGGCGCGAAGAAAUGGGAGGAACGCGAAAAGCGCGUGCAUGCACUCGUCAAACGAUUUGGAAUCGCACGAGAAGGCUAUCUCGAGGUAUCUGAUGGCGUAAUGAAAGGGUUGCAGUUCUACAAAGAUUUGACAAACCUGACGAAGAAAUUACACGAUCGUGCAAAUACAUUUGUAUCUGCACGUAAUCGGGAACGAGAGUCGCUCGCUGGACGAUUGGAGAUUGAGACACGAUUGGAAGGUGCACCCUCGACACCGUCUGCCGGGCCACUCUCCCCAUCUCUGGGAUCCGCGCCGCGUGUUCCACCGCCUCCGCCUCGACCGCUUGAAUCGUCGUUUGCUUCGAUGAACCUUGGAGGAUCGUCUGCACCACCGCCGAUGGCACCGAGCACGGUCGCCUCUCCCCCGCCAGCGCCAAACGCAUGGCAACAGCAUCAACGCACUGCUUCGAAUGCGUAUCCUCCACCACCCCAGCAGCACACCAAUUCAUACCCUCCUCCGCCGGCUUCCUCUGGCUAUUCUUACUCGCCAUACACGCAAUCUCCUCCUCCUCCGCCGCCUGUUCAACAGCAACAACAAAGCUAUGGAUCGGGUGGCUUCCCACCUCCCCCUAAUCAACAACCGGCGAUCGGAUCAGCACCCCCGCCUCCUGAUCCGUAUGCAGGGAUGUUUAGUUCGGGCGGUUUUUCGAACCAGUUUUCCACUGCUCCUGCUCCUCCUGUUUUAUCUUCAAACGUAUCGUCGCCUCUUCCUCCCCCUCCACAGCAACAAUCAUGGGGAGCGCCGUAUAGCGGGUAUCAAUCGACAGCAUCAGGAUACGGGACACAACCACCACCGCCCCCACCACCAGCACAAUCUUAUGGAGGAUAUACUGGAUAUCAAUCACCACCUCCUGCGCAAAGCCAGCCGGCGUAUGGUGGCUAUCCGCACCAAGGGCCCGGGGCACAGGGACCUCCAGGGUCAGGAGCACCAGGUAGUGGUUAUCAAAGUGGAGGGUAUGGCCAACCAAGCUAUCAAGCCUCUGCUCCGCCGUCUUCACAGCAACCUGGCCAGCAAGCAGCGUCGUCGUCGUCAUCGUCAUUCGGAUAUGGGAUGCUUCCACCUCCUCCGGCUCCGCAUGGUGGAACGUAUCAAUAUCGAUAG
Molecule: messenger RNA, 3174 nt
Organism: Serendipita indica DSM 11827
Lineage: Eukaryota; Fungi; Basidiomycota; Agaricomycetes; Sebacinales; Serendipitaceae
Source: the annotation of a GenBank genome assembly